Molecule: messenger RNA, 3280 nt
Organism: Stegodyphus dumicola
Lineage: Eukaryota; Metazoa; Arthropoda; Arachnida; Araneae; Eresidae
Product: activating signal cointegrator 1 complex subunit 2
Biological process (GO): regulation of DNA-templated transcription
Molecular function (GO): ubiquitin binding
Source: RefSeq, a predicted model, not a curated record
UUAUAGUUUCGUUUAGAGUUGUGUGGUUACGGAUCCUUUGGUUACGCAUCGUUGGAAGCGGUGUUUUGAGAUUAAAAUUCAGGCUGACAUGUGGUAUUAUUAAUGUAUGGCGACUAAAAAUAAUAACACAUCUUCUGAUCCCGAGGUGGGACUUGGUGAACCACUGGAUACUUUAAAAAUUAAAAUCUGUGGUAAAAAUGGAGUCCAGAAAAUAGUUCCAGCAGUGAAUAUUGGUUUUAUGGAACUUAGGAACUAUAUCUAUUUUAAACCUCCACCAGUUGUUGCAAGUAGUAGUGAUUCAUCGACAUUAAAUGCUGAUGAAGAAGAAUGGUUAGAAUGUAUGUCGUUUUUUAAAGAAGAUCUUCAGUGGCUACUUAAACUGCCACAUCAUAGGUUUUGGUCUCAAAUUAUUUACGAUGAAAAUUUACAUAAAUGUUUAGAAUCUUAUUUGUCACAAGCUCCAAGGGACUAUGAUUUUGUCAAUAUAGCUUUUAAAGAAGACAUUUUAUUUGCUCUGAAGAAAGUCCACAGAUUAGUUUUCGUAGUGUUUUUGAGAAUGUCUACUUAUAAAGAAUCUAAAAAGCAUCACAUAAGACCUGAAGCUUUUGGAGAAAUGAUUUAUGAAAAUUUUAUUUUUGAUGUGCCAAAGUUAAUGGAUCUAUGUGUGUUGUAUGGAUUUCGAAAUCGUUCCUUAUUGUGUAAAAUGGUGCAAAAUAUAUUCAACACUCAACCAAAGUAUCUAAAUGAUCUUGUCGAAACUUCUAGUGCUGUAUUAGCAGCUUUUAACAGUGCUGAAGAGAAGUUGUUCAUGAAUAUUCCUGAAAAGCAUGGUGGAUACUAUGCAUCAGAAGAUAAUUCUCAGUCAGGUAUUAAAGAAUUGUCGUUGACAUCGUUCUGUGACAUAAUAAAUUAUGUAUGUGAUACUAGUGCAACAAUUUAUACAUUCCUGGAAAUUUACUCCCCUGCUUGUCAAAUAUUUUAUCAACAUGGAGCUGUUAACAGGAUAGUUCCAUUUUAUGAGCAAGUUUUUCCUGCUAUAGAAAAGGAACUUAAGAAGCGUAGUAAAAUAGAAGAAAAUAGAGAUGUAAUUGAAGGUGUUAAAAAUAAGAUUGUACUUUCAAAGACUUUUUUAGUUAAAGUAUUCAGAAAUAUUGUGAAUUCCUGUUGCAUCGAGCCCAUUUUAAAUGCAAGAUAUAGUGAAGACAGUACGAAAAUUUCAGUGGUUUCAUAUGUUGAAAAUUUCAUAGGUAUUUUUACUGAAGUAGCUGCAGAAAAAGUUUUCCUGCAUGAUUACAACUUGUUAUAUCCCUUUGAAAACGACUUGGAAUUACUAAAUGAAGUGGGGUUAAAUUUAGAUCCUGAGAGGUUGAGUUAUAUAUUUUGCAGCAUUCAUGAUAGUCCUGAAAUGUUAGCUGAAGACUUCGCGUCUUCUGUUGCUAAUGGAGCUCGUCCAAAGGCAAAGAAAACAAAUAUGUCAGAUGUAUCCAACAAAUCUGUUAAAAAUUUGCAUGGUUUAGCCGCUAUGCUGAAAGAAAAAGAGUCUCAAAAAACUAAUGGAGAGUCAGAUUUCAUGCCAGAUCAAAAUUAUUUGUCAGGGUCAAAAGUAAAACUUCUUGUACAGUCAGUUCUGGAUGUCUUUCCUGAUCUUGAUGAUGGAUUUGUUGAGCAAUGUUUAAAGUAUUACUCCUUUGAAGCUGAAAAAGUAAUUGAUGCACUGUUGAAUAAUUCUUUACCUGAUUGUCUCUAUGUGAACAAAAAUUCAGAAAGGGAUAGUACAUUUGAAAAUAAUGAGGUUGUUGAAAAUGUCAAGACUUAUUCUGUUUUAUCGGAAAGGAAAAAUAUAUAUGAUAAUGAUGAAUUUGAUAUAUUCUCAAGAACAGAUGUAAAUCUCAAAAACAUUCAUAUUGGGAAAAAAUCUAAGACUCCUAACACAUACCAAGGUUUGGAAGAGGAUCAAGAUUCAGAGUUCAUCAAACUGCUUACUUUGAACUAUGGUUCUAAUGAAACAGAUUUCAAUGAUGAGAUGAAAAUAUAUGAAGAUGAAUAUGAUGACACAUACGAUUCAGUGAUGCUUGGCUUGAAGGAACCUGUGCCUGAAGGAGAACCAGAUAAAGAUGAAGUAGUAGAAGACAAGAAAAUUGAAGAGUCUCAACAUACUCCUGAUGAAACUGCAAAACAACCAGGUCCAAAUGACUUUUGCACCAAUCCAGAAAUUCUUCGAGAGAGAGCUGAGCAGCGACGACAAGCAAAGCUUGAAUCUAGAGGUUUUAGAAGAGGUGGUGUGUCUGCAAAUUCUAAUAAUUCCAGGCAACAGAAAGACAGACAUAAGGGCCAAGUUGCUAAUCAUAACCGCAGAAAGCAAUCAGAUUUCAAAAGAUCCAGAGGCAUGGGGUUUGUAUCUCAACGAUGACGCAUAAUGGGUUGUGAAUGAUAGUCAGGACGACUCAAGAUCUGUCCUUAUAACAGUGGACAAUAUCUGCAAAAAUUAUGCAGUUGUGGCAUUUAAAAGAUGUUUUAUGUUGAUAUUUAAACUAAGUGUCAAAUGAAAGCUACUUCUGUAUUUUAUGCGAGUUAUUUUUAUAUGAACUGAAAGCCCAAUAAUUUUUUUUAAAUACAGAACACAAAAAUUGUUUAUAAAAUUUUCCUAUAACAGAAACUUAUGUUUAUUAAAUAUGUAUUAGUGUUAACAGUAUAUAACACAAAAACUUGAAAAAGUGUACUGUUAUUUAAAAAAAAAAAAAUAAGAUUGGAAUUUUUGUCAUUCCUCUGUAAUAAAAUUACAAAACAUUAUAACUGUUCAAAAUUUUAAUUUUUUAUUAUUCUAUUUCUGCAUCUUUAAAAAUUUAUUUUACUUCCAUAUCUUUCAAAAUUAUCUUUAAAUAAAUUUUGCUACGUUAUUUAGAUACUUGUGUUGUGUAAAGGAAAAGUCAUUUCUGAAUUUCUUGCAUUUGUUUGUCUUUAAAUAUGUCACCUUAUAUAUAUAAAGCUAUAUAUAUAAAUCUCUUAAUAUUAACAGAUCUUAUUUUUUAAUUUAAUACCUCCUUUUUUAAAGCUUUUUAAUACCUUAUUUAUUGUAUAAAGUCUGAUUAUUAAUUGUACUUUAUGUGCCUAAAUGAAUGAAGAUUCAAAUUUUCAGAUUAAAAUAAUUAAUUUUAUUGAUGUGAUAUUCUAUGUUUGUUAGCUAUUGGCAAUGAAUUAUAUAUUUGUAUAUGUUUACUAGACUAUUACAGCUGUUUAUUAUUGGAGAGCUGAUAAGAAAUAAAAUAUUUUACUGAGGAAA